AUGGUGAAGUCAGAGCCCAUGUCGGCCGACGCCGAGCGCGAAGAUGAGAUCCAGUAUGGCGCAUCAGAGAUAGCGAAAGACGAGAUCUCAGAAACGUACCCCAAUCGCCCCAGGAAUCACUCCAAGACGUUUGCAUUCUCUACUCUGUUUAGAGACCUCUUCAACCCUCUUAAUGAGAACAAGAAGCAGGGCGCGGGCGGCGGACGGAGGCGAGGGCCUCAAGCUGCAAACAAGCCAUCUCCACAUGAGCAGCGUCGCCACAUCAUCGACAGGUUCAUUGCGCGGUGGAAAAAAGAAGUCGGGAAUGACUUCUACCCAGCUCUGCGCCUCAUUCUUCCCGACAAGGAUCGUGACCGGGGCGUUUACGGUCUGAAGGAGAAUGCGAUUGGAAAGUUGCUGGUGAAAUUGAUGAAGAUUGACAAGAAUUCAGAGGAUGGGUACAACCUCCUGCACUGGAAGCUUCCCGGGCACACAAUGGCUGCCCGUCUCGCGGGUGACUUUGCCGGGCGCUGCUUUGAGGUUAUAUCGAAGCGGCCCAUGAGAACCGAAGUUGGCGAUAUGACCAUCGCCGAGGUCAAUGAGCAGCUCGACAAUUUGGCUGCAUCAGCAGGCGAGUCAGAGAACCUACGCGUUUUUGAGGUCUUCUACAAUCGCAUGAACGCCGAAGAGCUCCUGUGGCUCAUCCGGAUCAUACUCAAGCAGAUGAAGGUGGGCGCGACAGAGAGGACCAUUCUUGAUCUGUGGCACCCGGACGGCGAAGCUCUGUUUAGCGUGACUUCCAGCUUAAGGCGUGUAUGCUGGGAAUUAUACGAUUCUUCGAUCAGGUUAGAACAGGAAGAGACGGGUAUUGCCAUCAUGCAGUGUUUCCAGCCUCAACUGGCGCAAUUCCAGAUGCCGGCAUCUUUCCAGAGGAUGAUUGAGCUCCUCGGACCGACGGAAGAGGACCCCGAAUUCUGGAUCGAGGAGAAGCUCGACGGUGAGCGCAUGCAGAUGCACAUGACCGCCGACCCAUCGCAUCCUGGGGGGCGCAAGUUUCUCUUCUGGUCCAGAAAGGCAAAGGAUUACACAUACCUCUAUGGCAACGGGCUGCAGGACGAGAAUUCGGCCUUGACACGGCAUUUAAAGAAGAGUUUCGCCUCGAAUGUGAGGAACCUCAUUCUCGACGGAGAGAUGAUCACAUGGGACAUGGACACAGACAAGAUUGUUCCAUUCGGUACGUUGAAGACGGCCGCACUCUCUGAACAGCAGAACAAGUCCAAUUCGGAUUCAACCGGUCAUCGCCCAGUUUUCCGGGUAUUUGAUAUUCUAUAUCUCAACGACAAACAGCUUACCCAGUAUACGCUCCGUGAUCGCCACAAGGCGUUGGAGAAGGCAGUCAAACCCGUUCAUAGACGCUUGGAGGUCCACCCAUACACCGUAGCAACGAGCGGCGAUUCAAUCGAGCCUCUUCUGCGCGAAGUUGUCGCCAAUGCCUCCGAGGGUCUGGUUCUCAAGAACCCGAGGUCAAUGUACCGCCUGAACAGCCGAAACGACGACUGGCUCAAGGUGAAGCCCGAGUACAUGUCUGAGUUUGGAGAAUCGCUAGAUUGCGUUGUCAUUGGCGCAUACUAUGGCUCAGGAAAACGAGGUGGCACCCUCUCAUCCUUCCUCUGUGGACUCAGGGUCACGAAGAAUCACAUUCAGGCCGGUGCCAAUCCCGAAAAGUGUUUCAGCUUCUUCAAGGUCGGCGGUGGUUUCCGUGCAGAGGACUAUGCUGAGAUCAAGCACCGGACAGAGGGCAAAUGGAUCCCCUGGGACCCAAAGAACCCUCCGACAGAGUAUGUCGAAUUGGGCGGUGGAGAGAGCAAGCAGUAUGAACGGCCUGAUCUCUGGAUCCGACCCAAAGAUUCUCUCGUCAUAUCCGUCAAGGCCGCGAGUGUAGGUCCCAGCGACCAGUUCGCCAAAGGUGUCACUCUCCGGUUCCCUCGCUUCCGCCGGCUGCGGCUUGACCGCAGCUGGGAUUCAGCCCUAUCGUUGGAGGAAUUCCAGGACUUGCGCAGGAAGGUCGAUGAGGAGGCGAAAGAAAAGGCCAUGACCGUGGAGGACAGAAACCGCCGAGGCGCGAAACGCGUGAAGCGAGAACUCGUCAUUGCAGGUGAGGACAGUGCACCGGUAGAAUUCAAAGGAGCAUCGACAAAGAUAUUCGAUGGCCUAGAGUUCUGCGUCCUAUCAGAGUCUCUGAAGCCGUACAAAAAGUCCAAGGCCCAACUCGAGGCCGUCAUCAAAGAGAAUGGCGGAACCCUCUCUCAGCGUGCAGCACCAGGUACAAACAUGGUUCUCAUCGCGGACAAGAAGGUUAUCAAAGUAGCCAGUCUCAUCAAGGAGGGCGAUGUGGAUAUCAUCCGACCCCGGUGGGUGAGGGACUGUCUCGAUCAGAGUGACAAGACCUUUCCCCUCCCGUAUGAGGACCUCCAUCUGUUCCACGCCACAGACGCUCUGAAGCACACGGCCGCCCAGAACACAGAUCAGUAUGGAGAUAGCUAUGCUAGAGAGGUGUCUGUGGACGAGCUCCGGGAGAUUCUAGCAGAUAUGCCCAAGUUCGAGAGCCCGGACACUUUUAAUAAGAAAAGCUUCAUUGAGGAGUUGGAAGAGCGUGGUAAGGACCUUAACAACCUCAAAGGAAUGGCUUUCCAGCGUUGCGUGGUUUAUCUCAAGCCAGUGCAAGAUUCCGACAAGAAUCUCGCAUACAGACUCUCGAAUUAUGUAAGGUACGCCGGCGGCGUUUGUGUCGACGAUAUGGACAACUCAGAUUUAACGCAUGUUGUUCUGGUUGGCCAGGAUUCGGCCGAGUCUCGCGAGGUGGGUGAGCAAGUUCGGAGUGAGCUUUCAUCUCGGAGUCAGGUACCCAGAUUUGUCAAAGGGGGUUGGAUCGAGGAUUGCUGGAAGGAGAAAACUCUGAUUGAUGAGGAGCAAUACUCUGUGCUAUAG
Clonostachys rhizophaga is the source of this 2967-nucleotide messenger RNA. The record is from the annotation of a GenBank genome assembly. NCBI's taxonomy places the organism in Eukaryota, Fungi, Ascomycota, Sordariomycetes, Hypocreales, Bionectriaceae.